AUGAUGUCCGUCUGCUCUCUCGAUGACACGGCCAAAUUCCGGUACAAGAAGCGGGUAUAUAAACAAGCCAAUCUCGACGAGAGACAGUUGACCAAGCUUCACACAAAGACCAACCUGAGGAAGUUCAUGGACCAGAUCCAGCAUGGCUCAGUGGACAAGGUCGUCAAGAUGCUGGAUCGCGGCCUGGACCCCAAUUUCCAUGACCUGGAGACCGGAGAGACGCCGCUGACCCUAGCCGCCCAGCUGGGCGAUUCCGAGGAGGCCAUCAAAGCCCUCAGAAACGGCGGUGCGCAUCUGGACUUCCGUGCCAAAGACGGCAUGACAGCCCUCCACAAGGCCGCUCGCACCAGGAACCAGCUGGCCCUUAAGACCCUUUUAGAACUUGGGGCGUCGCCAGAUUACAAGGACAGCUACGGCCUGACUCCGUUGUACCACACGGCCAUUGUCGGGGGAGACCCCUACUGCUGUGAGCUUCUGCUCCACGAACAUGCUACGGUCUGCUGCAGGGAUGAGAACGGCUGGCACGAAAUCCACCAGGUUGACGUCAAGGACAUUAGACCUGGCAAAGCAAAAGGUCGUGUACAAGAUAAGAAAGAACAGACCAAGGUCAAUGCCAAAAGAGACCCUGAAACUGGCUCUUGA
Echinops telfairi (small Madagascar hedgehog) is the source of this 642-nucleotide messenger RNA. Its product is annotated as SH3 and multiple ankyrin repeat domains protein 3-like. The coding region runs from base 1 to 642 and encodes 213 amino acids. Gene Ontology annotation, cellular component: postsynaptic density; dendritic spine; postsynaptic membrane. NCBI's taxonomy places the organism in Eukaryota, Metazoa, Chordata, Mammalia, Afrosoricida, Tenrecidae. The transcript is spliced from 6 exons. The record is from RefSeq and is a predicted model, not a curated record. Gene Ontology annotation, molecular function: synaptic receptor adaptor activity; ionotropic glutamate receptor binding.